GCAUUCAAAGGCAGCUGCGCCCGGAUCAUCCUGGUCGGUGCCAUGGGCAAUGGCCAUGGGCUCUGUGCUGAGCCGGCGAAGCCUUGCACGCAGAUGGUGCACCAAUGCCUGUUCCCCAUGUACGUGGUGAAGAUUUCCGACUUCCUGGAGAUGGUGGGCACGCCAGAGCCGUACCAGGUACUUCAGGAGCGCGGGCUCCUACACAAGUGGAAUCCGGGCAUGUUCGUGAUCUUCGUGUCGCACCAGUGGCUUGGGGUCUCCCACCCGGACCCCGAGGGCCAGCAACUGUCCGUGCUGCGCAAGGGGCUGCGGUCGCUGCGAGAUAACACCCUGACGGUGGAAGCGGACAUUUCAGCCGUAGAUCUUGGCAAGAAGCUUCCCAGCAACGCCAAUGAGCGGAUCGCGAACGGAUAUCUAUUCCUGGACUGGUUUGCGAUCCCACAGGUCACUGCCAGGAUAGCUGGAGUCAAUGACGCUGAUGCAAAGUCAGAUGCCGCAUUGGCAGUCCAAAGCAUUCCUGCGUAUGUGGAAGCCUCUGACCUGUUCAUUGCUCUGGUGCCUCCCUUGACGCAUGUGGAUACAGGUGUGCGCUGCAGUUACGUCACCUGGCUCAGCCGCGGCUGGUGUAGGGCGGAGCUCUGGUGCCGCCUGCUUUCAAUCAGGGAGGACCCGAGCAUCAUCGUGCUGUUCUCGGCGAGGGACGCAGAGUUCAUGUUUCCCAUCGCCUGGCAGGAGAGGCGCAUCGUGGAUGGCUUAUUUACGGUAGAAAGCGACCGGGCCAUCGUCACCGAGUUGGGGAGAGUGGCGCUCAGCAACAAACUACAGCACCUUCGCUCUGCCGGGCCUUUGUCCUAUUUCCGUCUGCACCAAGCCAUCAAGCCAAAGUUGCUUGGCCAGGUCAGGAAGAAUUGGGGCAUGGCUGAGUUCCUCCAGGAGUUCAACUUUGCUGAUUCGGAGGAGGCUAUCAAGGAUCAGGGCGGGAUGACCGGGCUGCUAUGUGCUGUCCUGGGUGGCGCGCCGGAAAUGAUACGAACACUGGUGGAAUUGAAAGCAGACGUGCACUCACGAGCCUGGGGCUUAUCUGAGUUUGGCUACUACGACAGCCAAACGUUGCUGAUGGUCGCCUGCAAAUCCUCGCAGGAGACAUUGGUGUUGACCACCUUACUGAACAUGAGGGCCGAUGUUUCUGCCACGGCGCGAAGCGGCAUCACCGCCAUCUUCUUGGCGCGCCACCCGGGCCAAGUACACGCCCUUUUGGCUGCCAAGGCGGACCCCCACGCCACCAUGGCGGUCACUGGUGUGGCGAGUCGCGCUGGCGCUGAGGCUGUCCGGGCGCUCCUGGAUGCGAGGUGCAAUCCCGAUGAGAGCAAGAUGGGUUUCGGGCCUCUGCAUGCAGUGCCAAUGUACGGCCGCAGCAACGGCCAGAUUUUGGAGGUGGCGCAAGUGCUCAUUGACGCUCGCGCAGAUGUGAACAUGCGAGCACAUCCUUCUUCAACUAUAUCCAUGCUGUACUGCGCAUAUGCCAGACUGCAUGCCCGAAUAGUGGGCUUGGAGGGCCUAUCCGGCUUCCAGUUGAAGCUGGCCAUCCUAGAUGGCUGCACGCCUUUGGCAGUCGCGGCAGUCAUGGGGGAGGAGCCGUUAACAAAGCUACUCCUGGACGCACAGGCGGACCCGAACAUUCCCAAUGAUCGAGGGGAUGCACCGAAAGAUUUGGCACUGGCAUUGGGCCGGACAAAUCUGCUGCCCAUUCUGGACACGUUUCAAGUUUGAGCAUGUUAAGGCGAAACUGGCCGGCGCUAGAUGUGUGAAGGAUUCCCUUUCGGCGUUUGACACAUCAACUUAGCCACGUGGCCUCCCAGCUGUCGCAUCGUAGCUUAUUUGAGGCAUGGUUGCCAAGCAACGAAAGCCUCACUCGGAGAAGGGGACGACCAGUGCCCCGCGUUCUGCUGUGCCGAAGUCAAGCCCAAAGGCUAGGCUUGCCGCGAAAAGCAGCAAGGGUUCGCGCGCGCGCAAAGUG
This is a messenger RNA of Effrenium voratum, 2017 nucleotides long. Lineage: Eukaryota; Dinophyceae; Suessiales; Symbiodiniaceae. The record is from the annotation of a GenBank genome assembly.